GAUGCCAGUGUGGGGUGUGGGAGGAGGGUAAUCGGGCGGGGCGGAGUCAGGUGCAGAGCUGACUGCUUGCUGCUGUGGGCAAUGUGGAGUGUAUGAGGAGGGGAGGCAGAAGAUUUUGAGAGAGAGAGAGAGAGAGGAAAGAAAAUACACAGUGACUUUAUAUCCAUCCAGGACCCCAUCGAGAACGGAGGCAGCGGAUACACCAAGUAGCUGAACUGUCCCAUGCAGCUGAGCUUGAGAUUCCCUGAAGGAUUUUUGUAGCGUGUUUUUAUUUAAUGAAGAAUUCUGGAGGGAGAGAGGAAAAAGAAGAGAUGGGAAGAAUUUAAGGGGUCAUCGCGGACAGGGGAUUUUCUUUUAUAUUUCUCCUGGCUGGUGGAUUGGAGUGCCAUACCGAGCCCCGGCUACUGCUGUUGGGGGACGGGGGUGUGGGGUGCAGGGACUGACAUUAGCCCGGGUUGGGGCCCCCUUCCCCCCGGGGAGGGAAGAGGAGGGGGUCCUCAGCUGAUCGGCGGCGCUGGGGCAGCCGGCUCCCCGGGGCUAUGGGCUCACCAUCAGCCGCUGCCCACCUCCCCAGGGGCGACACUGCCGCCUGAGCAUGGAGACCCCGCCGCUUCUCCUCGGCAACCUGUCGCUCGGAGCUGCCGGCACCGGCCAGAGUCGCUGGCCGGCCCCCAGCGCCUCCCCUCCCGGCUCCGGAUCGCCGUCCGUCCCGGUCAAGAUCCUCCUGGAAACCAUCAUGGUCCUGAUGUGCCUGGCGGCGAUUGCAGGUAACGUUCUGGUGAUCACCAUUAUUGUUGUGACUAAACAUUUCCACUCAGUGACCUCGGUAUUUCUGGUCAACCUGGCUGUCAGUGAUUGUUUGGUGGGACUGGGAGUCAUGCCCUUCGUUGUCCUGUCGGUGUUUUACCAGGAUUGGAACAAAUACAAUGAUCUGUGCCUCUACGUGGGUUACACCUCCUCAGUUUACUGCACAGCCUCAGUGCUGACUCUGGCAGCCAUUGCACUGGACCGGUACCAUGCCAUCAUCGACUGCUUGCAAUAUAACUCUCAGAGCACCGUGCGCCGGACAGUUGCCACAGUGGUCUGGAUCUGGCUGCAGUCAGCCCUCAGCAGCUGCCCGCCGUUGCUGGGCUGGGGCCGCUUCGGCUACUCUCCCGCUGGUUACAGCUGCUCGGUGGAGUGGGCCCACAGCCUGAGCUACACGGGCUUUGUGGCCAUCUUCUCCUUCCUGCUGCCCGCCUCCGUCAUGGUCUUCUGCUAUGCCCGCAUCGUCAAGGUGGCCCGGGGUCAUGCAAAGCGAAUCCAUGACAUCGAGAGCCAACUGCAUCGCCAUGGAAACCCCGGCGACAGGCCCAGCGACAGGCCUACGUUUACGCAGCUGAUCUGCAGUGUUGACUCACGAGGCUGUGAAGAGACCCAGACUCAGGCCCAGGGCAGGGCUCGGGCAGGGGGCCUGAGCAAGAGACCCGACAUUUUCUCCCGGUGUGGCUCCCCGGGCCGGGAGCACCAUGGCGCUUUCCGCCUCUUCCUGGUGAUCUUCGCCUUCUUCUGCUGCUGGGUGCCAUACGAGAUUGUGGGCCUGGUGCGGGCUGUGGAGGCAGCGGCACUGAGAGCAAGCGAUACCCGGGCCUCCCCUUCUGCCUCGCCCUCCCGGGUCCCCCCUGCUCUAGUGACCGCUGUACACUGGCUGGCCCUCCUGAACUCGGACAUUAACCCGCUGCUGUACGCCCUGCUGAGCCGGCGAUUCCGUAAGGCCCUGCGGCAUUGGCAGCGCAGGCUGGAGGCCAAGGUAUGGCUGACAGGCCCGAGGCUCCGGCGAGAGGAGGGGGCCAAGGCCACUGGAGGAGGAGGUGCUGCCAUCUCCCUCUUUCUGCCCAACCCAGGCACCGAGCAGAAGCGGAGCAGCUCCAAUGCUACUGCCAUCAGCCAGCUCAGCCCUCAGCACCGGCUCCAUGCCCGCUCCUGCUCUGUCUUCUCCGUCAGCUCCUUCCCUCAGGAUCGUUCGCCCUUCGAUGCCUCAGCUGACUCUCCGCUCUGUCUCCUGCCCGAACGGACGUCAGAAGAGCCCGGAGGUCGACAGAGCGAGAUUCCUGGUGCCCGCUACUUAAAUGUGCCCCAGCAUGUGCCGCCAGAGACGGACACCAUGUUGCUGUCAUCUCCAGUUCUCAGUGAGAAAUCCACAUCCACAUUUGUAUUCGGAAAGAUCACAGUGAAGGUGGAAAGCAACACCGUUGUCGAGUUAUAGGUGCUGGAACAUUGCCCGCCUGUACUUGAACCUUUGUAUCUGCCACUUGGGUUUGGCUUCCCUCCUGCACUCCAUGGACGUGUCAAAGCAAAUGAGUGAACUUUCAGAGGGUUGGGUAUUGUAUCACUCACUGAUUGUACAGGUAGACAUGCGCUCCUGUUUGUUAGUACAGGUAGACACAUGCCCCUCACUGAUGGUACAGGCAGACAUGUACCCCUCACCGGUGGUACAGGCAGACACAUGCACUUGCUUCCAGGUGCAGCUGACAGCCCAUAGCCAUAAGCACAAGGGGCCUGUCUUACACAGGGCCCUAUGGCCUAAGAGAGAGAAACGAGAUCAAAGAGACAGAAUCAAGAAGAAAGGGUAUUACCUGCAUAAGGUUGAUAUUUAGGGAAAGACUAAAUGCUCCAUCCCCUCCUGCUACAUCCUAUACUCCCAUCCCACUCCCCACUGACAUGUAACCUUGCCUGGGAGAGGCAAACACACAGAAAAUAAAACCACAAUGAGGAUUUCAGAAAGUUACAUUUGCCACCAAUUCUUACUGAAUUCAACCAAGGUCUCAGAGCAGGUGUGCAAACUAUCUUUAGUAAACCAAUUUGUCAUUGGUCAGUGAUUGCUGCAGAUUUAAAUGACUGUGCAACACCUCAACCCCCUACUGUCAGAUACUGACAGAACGCCCCUGGUGCUCACCUUCCACCCUACCAACCUUCGCAUAAACCAAAUCAUCCGCCGACAUUUC
This is a messenger RNA of Chiloscyllium plagiosum (whitespotted bambooshark), 2984 nucleotides long. Its product is annotated as 5-hydroxytryptamine receptor 1D. Gene Ontology annotation, cellular component: membrane. Gene Ontology annotation, molecular function: G protein-coupled receptor activity. Lineage: Eukaryota; Metazoa; Chordata; Chondrichthyes; Orectolobiformes; Hemiscylliidae. Gene Ontology annotation, biological process: G protein-coupled receptor signaling pathway. The record is from RefSeq and is a predicted model, not a curated record.